AUGGCAGAGAUCAGGGAGGAGACCGCGAGGGCCGGGGAGGGUGAGAGGCUGAAGAUGCUGCACGAGGAGGCGGCUCACCCGAGGAGCAACUCCGGCAUGGACCCGGGGGACCCGAGGAGGAAGGCAAUCGAAGCGGAGGAGAUGAGAGACAGGACGGCGGUGGAAGCAGGCGAGGAGGACUACGAGGCCGACAUGGCUGCCAAGUUCCGCCAUCGCUGGGAGGAGCGAUGGUCCGGCUAUUUCGGCUCCUUUGAGGACACCAUUUCAGCUUCUUCUUGCUUCGAGUGCUCAUUGCAGGGCUGUCAGGUGCAACACUCCUCUUGCUUCGAGUGCCCAUUGCAGGGCUGUCAGGCGCAACAGAUAUGGCCUUUGAUCUACAUUAAAACAUCAGAUUACAUACUAUGAUGAUCCUCGCAGAAUAUACGUUGCUAACUUACACAUUGUCAAAGAAACAUUUCAUUGAAGAUUGUGCAGCUUUCAUACCUUGUAGAUUUAGAGGUGGUCUUUGAUGAUUUCGACUUGGCGACAUUGUCUUCAAUUGCAUCACUCGGACAUAGAAGUAGAGGCAGUGCAGUUUCAGUUUCGAUUGAACAUGGAAGAACAGCCUUUGUAAUGGGUUUUUUCUUUCUUUUGUCCCUGCAUUAGUUUCACAUAUUAGCAUCAUUAGGACAAGAUUAUGAUAAAAACAGUAAUAUUGAAGCAAGCACUACCUUUUUUGCUUUGCUACUUCAGCAUAGGCAGCUAGUGCUUCCGGAGCAGCAUCUUUACAGCUUUGCCAUCUAUGUCCAUAGGCCUUGCAAAUUGGACAUUGGUGCUGGCCUUUAUUUC
Aegilops tauschii subsp. strangulata is the source of this 828-nucleotide messenger RNA. The record is from RefSeq and is a predicted model, not a curated record. NCBI's taxonomy places the organism in Eukaryota, Viridiplantae, Streptophyta, Magnoliopsida, Poales, Poaceae.